This is a messenger RNA of Esox lucius (northern pike), 3590 nucleotides long. RefSeq names its product aryl hydrocarbon receptor nuclear translocator-like 2 (gene bmal2). Gene Ontology annotation, molecular function: protein dimerization activity; RNA polymerase II cis-regulatory region sequence-specific DNA binding; DNA-binding transcription factor activity, RNA polymerase II-specific. Gene Ontology annotation, cellular component: cytoplasm; transcription regulator complex; nucleus. The transcript has 16 exons. The record is from RefSeq and is a predicted model, not a curated record. Gene Ontology annotation, biological process: regulation of transcription by RNA polymerase II. NCBI's taxonomy places the organism in Eukaryota, Metazoa, Chordata, Actinopteri, Esociformes, Esocidae. Bases 284 to 2194 code for a protein of 636 amino acids.
GAUGCCGGUGGGUACAGUGGAGGAGGCUGUGCCUGGCAGUGCGUCUCUUCCGCGUUUUAACGCGUUUGAACGUUGAGACCCGAUUACACAAUGUACUUUCCUCGUAUAGCCUGUGUGUCCACUCUCCCGUCCCUCUAGACAGCAUUGGAAGAAAUAAUCUGUUAACACGCUCUGAUUCUGUGCCCCCUCCCCCGAAGUCUCUUAACACACGAUAGGCUACUACCACCUUAAAAUAGGCUACACAUGCACUGGAUUCCUGGGCCCCGGCGUACCGGCUCCAGCCAUGUCGUCAGGGUAUGCUGCGGCUGGCGGCGGUGACAGAGCGACGGUGGAACAGGCAGGGGAUGUGCUGGUGGAGGAAAACCAAAUGCCCAGCUUGAUGACCCCCUGCUCAGCCGCUGGCAUGACCUCUGGCAUGGAGCUGCCCAGGAAACGUAAGGGAAGUAUGGACAUGGACACCAAAUCAGCCUCCAAUCUGGAUGCAGAUAUGGAGGACGAUGAUGACAGGUCUGAAGGGGAGGACUCUCAGGCUAAAAUCAAGUGCUUCAGGGAGCCUCACAGCCAGAUUGAGAAGCGACGUAGAGACAAGAUGAACAACCUGAUCGACGAGCUGUCAGCUAUGAUCCCCACCUGUAAUCCCAUGUCCCGCAAGCUUGACAAACUGACUGUGCUCAGGAUGGCUGUGACUCAUCUCAAAUCCCUCAGAGGUUCCUCCAGUUCUUUUGCUGAAGCAAAUUAUAAACCGUCUUUCCUCCCUGAUGAUGAGCUCAAACAGCUCAUUCUCAAGGCUGCCGAUGGGUUUCUGUUCAUAGUGGGUUGCGAUCGAGGAAGAAUUGUAUUUGUCUCAGAGUCCGUCACCAAGACACUGAAUUACAAUCGGACCGAACUGAUUGGACAGAGUCUUUUUGACUAUAUUCACCCGAAGGACAUGGGGAAAGUAAAGGAGCAGAUCUCAGCGUCUGAGUUAUACCCCCGUGAGAGACUAAUAGAUGCCAAAACAGGUUUGCCGGUCCAGGCUGACCUACCAGUUCGUGCUGCUCGGUUGUAUCCUGGUGCACGCCGCUCUUUCUUCUGCCGCAUGAAGUACAACAAGAUCUGUGUUAAACAGGAGGACAGGGAGGGGCAACCUAGCUCCUCCAAAAAAAAAGAGUCUCAGAAGUACUGCACUGUCCACUGCACAGGAUAUAUGCGUAGCUGGCCGACCAGUCAGUUGGGGGAGGAGGGGGGAGAGGAGGGCGGUGAGACCGAAAAGGAAAGUUUCCAUUUCAGCUGCUUGGUGGCUGUGGGGCGCAUUCACUCCCUUGCUGCCCCCCUGGUCAAUGGGGUCAAUGAGGUUCAGGUCAAAGCCACUGAAUUUGUCACCCGCUACACCAUGGAUGGCAAGUUCACCUUUGUCGACCAACGAGCCACCACUGUCCUUGGAUACUUACCACAGGAGCUGCUCGGGACGUCGUGCUAUGAAUACUUCCAUCAAGACGACUUGCCACAUUUAGCAGAACGUCAUCGAAAAGUGCUGCGGAGUAAAGAGAAAAUAGAAACAAAUUGCUACAAAUUCAAAACGAAACAGGGCUCUUUUGUCACUCUACAAAGUCAGUGGUUUAGUUUUAUAAAUCCCUGGACCAAAGAAGUAGAAUAUAUAGUUUCAACCAACAAAGUCAUAUUCAUUCACUGUCGACCAAGCAUUUCUGGGUACAAAUCAGAACAGCCAAGUCAUUCCAACUCUUUUGAAGACAAUGGCAAAAAAUCUCUACCCAUCAUCCCAGGGUUGUCCAGUUCUUCCAGUGCCAUGAUCUACCCUGUAAACAUUGGGACUCAGAUCGCUAACGAGCUGCUAGACUACAACAGGAUCAACUCAUCCCCAUCCAGUGGUAAUGUCAGCUCCUUCAUUGUACCACAGGAUAAGUCUCCUGGGCAACUCAUUCAGUCCAGCAGCCAUGUGCCAAAUGGGGAGGAUGCAGACAAGGAGAUCCCUGCUAAGCCCAGCUCAGAGGAGGAACACCAAGAACCAGCCUUCUCUGCUGGAGAAUCACUCAUGGGGGAGAAUUCCCAGCUGGAAAUGGAGAAUAUGAUGGGAUCCGGACUAGGAGGCCUUAGCAACGACGAAGCAGCCAUGGCAGUGAUCAUGAGUCUGUUGAACACAGACGUCAACCUGGGUGAGGCCGUGGACUUUGACGAGAUGCGCUGGUCCCUCUAAAACUUGCAAUAUCUCACUGAAAUUUACUGUGCUCAUCUUUAACUACAUUUUCACCGCAUGUAUGAAACUCCCUGCAGCUUUCUGAAACUCAACCUACACACCGUUGUCCUUUCCACUGUCACCUGGUAUCAACUUGGCAAUCUUUUUAAAACAUGUAUAAUAUUGAAAAAAAUCACAUAAGCUUUAUAAUCUUCAGGUGGAUACUAAAAUGAAUUUUAUCAUAUAUUUUGACUAGAAGAGACACCAGCUCUUCAUGACUUCUAGUAGGAGGAAGCGAAGAGUCUCCAAAGCUGUUCCUUUUAUGCAGCCAUCUUUUGUUUGAGGUUGUCCAUUUCUGCUUUAAGCAGACUGUUCUUGAUUGCUAGCUGUCUCUGCUUCCUCAGAUCGACGGUGUCCCCAUCUCUCGAGGGACUUCAGGAGGUGUGGCCUGUUUGCUCAGUAACCAUUUUGUGUAUCAAUUUUUCACCUUCUGACAUAAAUGCCCACUAGACAACAAACAGUGGCUAGGGGAUUUGUAGUUUUUUGUUUUCUUGGUCAAUCUACACUUGAAUAGAUGUGAGUGAUUUAGCAAGUGAUGCACUGAAAAUUAUUUAGUCAUAGGUUCUUAUUGUAAAUGUAGUGGUAGUACUACAAAAUACAAAGUCUUUAUGGCAGCAGACGGAGAGGACACAGUGUCAACGUUGACUUUUAGUCACUGAUAGUCCACUAUCAACAUGCUGCCUUGAGAAUUUCACAUCCGUGUCCAUGGUUUCACAUGUACAUAUUGUAAACACCUGCCAAUUACCGACUCUCUGGCACACAUCACUUGGACCUGGUGUUGAAGACUUGUUGUGGUUCAAAAUACGACAACCACCUGCCAUCUUGACAACAUCAUAAAAUGUUUUUAUAAUGGAAUUGGAGGUGGAGAUGUUGUAUCAAAUACAUUUGAUCAAAAUGUACAGUAAGAAAUUAUCUGAAACUAUCAGGUAUCACUCAGGGAGCAUUAAAACAGAAACCAUUCCUCCACUGUUUAUUCAAUAUUUUGUACCCUUUUUUAUCACAUUAAGCAGUAUUUAUUUCCCAUGGUUGGUUAAUGCUCCACUGUAUCACACAGUUAAGUGCUAUGUUGGGUUAUAUUGGAAAGUGUUUUUUUUUAUCAUGAUUCAAAUAUGUUGUUUUAAAAAACAAAAAAUGUUUAAUGUUUUAAUUUUUUGUUUGACCUAAUUUCAUCUCUUCUGUUAGUGCAUCUAGGUACAUCUAUGGUUUGUUCACCGUGUGCUUCUUUGUAAUCAUACACACUCGUUCGUGGGUUAUGGGUUCUUUGAUUAAUAGACUGUUAUGCAUAAUGAACAUUCCAGAACCAAACUACACUGAACAAAAUUAUAAACGCAACACUUUUAUUUUUGCCCCCAUUUAU